Molecule: messenger RNA, 1158 nt
Organism: Magnusiomyces paraingens
Lineage: Eukaryota; Fungi; Ascomycota; Dipodascomycetes; Dipodascales; Dipodascaceae
Product: mitochondrial 54S ribosomal protein mL38
Exons: 1
Coding region: 1-1158 (385 amino acids)
Source: RefSeq, a predicted model, not a curated record
AUGCUUCAGAUAUCAAAGAAGUUCAUUCCAAGGGUUCAAAACGGACUCUUGGGUUUUCGAUUUUUUGGUGUGUCUGCUUUUCUUUUCCAAAAUGUAGCAGAAGAACAGAUGAGAUCCCAUGAUGCUUCUGUUGGUGAAACUAAGCCUUCAUCUUUCACUAUUAAAAACCCGAAGAUGAGAAAGGCGGUUCUUCAAGGUUACAAGGAAUUUUCAGGUCCUCCAUCUUUAAAAUCAAGAACUAGCAGGGCUCGCUAUACAACCCCCAUUGGUCUUGAUGAGGUGUUCCCUCUUGCUUACAACAUUUUACAAGAACAUCAGCAAAAAUUGUAUUCAAAAGCUACAGAUCUAAAGCAACAAAUUUGCUCAACUCCUCAAACUGAUUUAGAGUCGGUCAAGUAUCUCAAAUCAGAGCUUUCGAAAACAUUGAUUAGUGCCGAAAUUGACAACCCUGAGGUUCAAUAUAAUUACAAAAUUGGCCAAAUCGACUGGGAACAACCAGUUUAUCGUCAUCUUGCAAAACAUGAAUGGCUUAAUUAUGAUCUUUUGGUCCUGAUGCAACGUUUGGAGUCUUUAUCGGUGAUUCCUGAUACUGAGCCUACACUUGAUCCCAAAGUCCAAGUUAAACUUCAAUUUCCUGGUUAUGUCAACAAAUAUGUUACGCCAGGUGCUAUGCUUCCUUCAGUUGUAUGCUCUCGCCCUCCUUAUUUAGAAAUUCAGGAGUUUGAAGAAGUCGCUCAGGAUUGUUUAUACACUGUUGUUAUUGUCGACCCUGAUACACCUGAUCUUGAAAAUGAUUCCUAUACAACAACUUUGCAUUGGGCUGUUUCUAAUAUACCAUUAUCUUUAAGUGAACCUGUUGUUGAAUUAGAGAAGUCUGAUGAACUUUUAACUUACAUUCCUCCCAUUCCCGAAAAAAAUACCGGCAAUCAUCGUUAUUCUGUUUGGGUGUACCGCCAAAAUGAAAAGAUAGAUAUUAAAUCUAUCCCUAAUAAUCUUGUUUCUAGAGAAAAUUUCAAGAUUAGAGACUUUUCUUCUCAAUUGAACUUAACGGCUGUUGGUGCUCAUCUGUGGCGUUGUCACUUUGAUAGAUCAACAGAAAAGGUACGGGAGAAAUAUGGCUUACAGUCUGGUAGAGUUUUCACGAGAACUAGACAAUAA